This is a messenger RNA of Phymastichus coffea, 1825 nucleotides long. RefSeq names its product beta-1,3-glucosyltransferase. NCBI's taxonomy places the organism in Eukaryota, Metazoa, Arthropoda, Insecta, Hymenoptera, Eulophidae. The transcript is spliced from 11 exons. The record is from RefSeq and is a predicted model, not a curated record. Gene Ontology annotation, molecular function: acetylglucosaminyltransferase activity. The coding region runs from base 401 to 1807 and encodes 468 amino acids. Gene Ontology annotation, cellular component: membrane.
UAUUCAGAAAUAAUAAUUUUUUACUUUGUAGGCAACAUUUUGAUAAUAGUUGUGAUUAUUUUUCCAACAAAUAUUUGUUGCCGAUCUUUUAAUACAGUCUGAUCAUUCGAGCAAGAUGCUCGUUUGAUUUAGGACGUUUUGUUUGUAACAAAAUGUAUGUUUUUAAAUAUUCAACUGCUGUGCAAAAGUGAAUCAAUAAAGUAAAGUUAUAUUCAUCAACAAUAGUGUAAAAAAUAAAUAAAAUAUGAAUUAUUUAUUAUGAUAUGUACAUCACAAGAUCCACGUGCAUAAAAAUAUCAGAAACACAACCAGCAAGAAUGUUUUAGAAACAUUAUUGCAACAUAUUUUCUUGCGAUAUCUCCAACAUUUUCGGUGCUAUUUUAUAGACUAAAAUUAAAAUAUGAUAACUAGAAACUUAAACUUUUCAAUUAUCUGUGUUCUGUUAUUAGGAUCUUUUGUAAUUGCAUUAGAACCAGCUGAUUUAUUAAUAAUAAUUUUGAGUCAGGAAGAAGGAUACAAUGCUGCACAAGCUAAGCUUUUACAGUCUGAAAUUAUCAAACAAGCAAAUACAUUGGAAAAGAAACCUCCACAAAUUAUUCUAACUCAUACUCUAGAUAUUUAUGGAUCAUGGACCAUAGUACCAAUUAUUGCAUAUUUAAAUGAUAAAAAUAUUGUAGGUGAUUGGUAUGUUUUUUGUGCAGAUAAUACAGCUAUACGUUUGACUAGGCUUUUAUAUGUUUUAAAUAGUUAUGAUGUAAAUAUAUAUAAGAAUUUGUGGAUAGGAUAUGCUUUAUAUGAUAAGGAGCCAACUAUUAUACACCAUUAUGCAGAACACACCAAAAAAUUCAAAUAUCCAAACUUAGCCUCUGGCUUUGCCAUAUCAAAAUAUUUAUUGAAGAGCUUAAGCAAUAAGGCUAGUGAAUUUGUAGCUAGUAAUGUAGACUUUUCUGUAGAUGCAUCAUAUGAAUUAUCUACUUUUAUUUAUAAUAAAGGUAAAGGUGCUCGAUUAACUCAUGUACCAGAAUUUUGUGUAGUUUCUAAUGAUAACUGUGCUACAUAUCCUAAACCAUUCUAUCCAUGUGCAAAAUUAUCACCUUAUCAAAAUGCAUAUGUUGCUGUGAAAACCUGUGCUAAGUAUCACAAUGACAGGCUGCCUAUUAUUCGCAAUACUUGGGCAAAAUAUGCUCAAAAUAUUGGAUAUUUUACUGAUUGCUUAGAUGUAAACUUACAGGAUGGUCAUGUUGUACCCAGUACUGAGCAAGGGCAUUGUGCAAAAACCUAUGCAAUAUUACAAUAUGCAGCUCCCAUACUUCAAGAAAAAAAUCUAGGUUGGCUUAUAAUUACAGAUGAUGAUACCAUAUUAAGCUUGGGACGACUAAUGAAACUACUUACUUGUUAUAUUCCUGAGAAUACUGUGGCAUUAGGUGAGAGGUAUGGAUAUCGUACAACAAAGAUUCAUGGUUAUGACUACUUAACUGGAGGAGCUGGAUUAGUUUUAUCAACUCCUUUAGUAGAACAAAUUAUAAAACCAGGAGUAUGUGAAUGUCCUAGUGCAAAUACUCCUGAUGAUAUGUUUCUUUUUGGAGUUUGCUUAGCACAUUUAGGAGUAAAAGUCACACAUUCUCCAUUAUUUCAUCAAGCAAGGCCUAUUGAUUAUGCAACUGGCUACUUAGAUUCUCAAGAGCCAAUAUCAUUUCAUAAAUUUUGGAUGAUAGAUCAUCCAGAACUUUUGUAUAAAGAAUGGUUUGAAGAAGCUGACAAGACUGCAUUAAUAUUACAAAAUGAAAUUAAGCACGAGGAAUUAUAAAUUUAACUUGCACCAACU